AUGCCUCUCGCGGCCAGACUUGCGAGUGCGCAAGGCGCCGCACCGCCCUAUCCCUCAAGUCUGCAGCCUGGAUAUCCCCCGCAACAGCAGCAACAGCAACGCCCGCCUCAGCCUGGCGCGUACCAGUCGCCUACGCCGGGGGGUUACAGUCGUCCGCCUCCGCCUCCUCCGGGCCAAGUUCCCGGCUAUCCCGGCCAGCCAGCGCCAUAUUACCAGCAACAGCAGUACGGCCAACAGCAAUACGGCCAACAGGCAUAUAGCCAACCUCAAGGCUAUCCUCCUCUACAACAAGGACCGCCCGGAUAUGGCUAUGGCGGCCCUCCUCCCCCUCAGCAGGCACAGUACCCUCCCCAGCAGCAAUAUGGCGGUGCCCCUCAACAGCAACAAUACCAGCAGCCCCUGCAACAGCAGUACGGCGCCCCGCAAGGCGGUCCUCCGCAAGGCCAAAGCUAUGCUGGUGGUCCACCCGCGGGACCGGGCGAUGUAGCCAGCUAUCAGCGAGAGCUAGAAAGAGCAGUCCGCGAGAAGGGCCUGGAGAGAUUCUACCCCCCAGGCUCGCCGCGCAUCCAGCAGCUCGCCGCAAGAGCCCCGCAAGAGGUGGACAAAAUCUGCCAAGCGUGGAAGAUACAAAGAGAGAUUGCCAACGACAUAGUACGACUGGCGCUCUACGACGUCAUCAUCUACAUUGACGACAGCGGCUCCAUGGCCUUCGAGGAGAAUGGCGAGCGCAUCAAGGAUCUCCAGCUGAUCCUGCAGCGUGUUGCGUUUGCCGCCACUCUGUUCGACGAUGACGGCAUCGAGCUUCGCUUCAUGAACGAUGAGGAGAUUCCGCUGCAGCAAUUGAGCGGCAUUCGCUCCGAGCAGCAGAUUGAGCAGAUCAUGGCCAAGAAGCGCUUCAAGGGGUUGACGCCGUUCGGCACCAAGUUGCGCGAGAAGGUGCUCGACCCGCUCGUCGUUCCGAAGUUACGCAGCGGACAAAUGCAGAAGCCCAUUCUGAUCGUUGGAAUCACGGACGGACAACCUGCCGGUGAGCCCAAUGAUGCCCUGGCAAGCGCCAUACGCUACGGCUUCUCCCAUACUGGCCAGUACGGACAGAAUGCGCUGGCCUUCCAAUUCGCGCAAGUCGGUAAUGACCAAAAAGCCACCGAGUUUCUCGGCAAGCUCGACAACGAUCCGCAGAUUGGAUCCAUGGUAGACUGCACAUCCAACUACGAGAACGAGUCGGCCGAAAUGGCACGUGCUCAGCCUCCCGUAGACCUGACACCCGACCUCUGGAUGAUAAAACUCAUCCUCGGCGCCAUCGAUUCCAGCUAUGAUAGCAAGGACGAGAAGACAAGCAUGAUUGGUGGUGCGCCGCUGCCGCCGGGUCCGCAGGCUGGGGGCUACGGUGCUCCGCAGGGAGGGUAUCAAGGUCAACAAGGAGGAUAUGGGGGGCAGCAGCAGGGGUAUGGCGGGCAACAACAAGGAUACGGAGGGCAGCAGCAGGGAUAUGGAGGUCAGCAGGGUCACGGACAAGGGCCGCCGCAGCAAGGAGGGUACGGUGGUCAGCAGGGAGGUUAUGGCGGUCAGCAGGGAGGUUAUGGUGGGCAGCAGGGCGGCCAACAGGGCGGUUACGGUGGUCAACAAGGCUACGGACAGGGUCAGGGACAACAGCCCCAGGGCGGAUAUCCUCCUCAAGGCGGGUAUCAGCCACCUCCCGGCCCCCCGAGAUACUAA
Molecule: messenger RNA, 1716 nt
Organism: Neohortaea acidophila
Lineage: Eukaryota; Fungi; Ascomycota; Dothideomycetes; Mycosphaerellales; Teratosphaeriaceae
Exons: 4
Coding region: 1-1716 (571 amino acids)
Source: RefSeq, a predicted model, not a curated record